UCAGGUGGCCCUGAGUCCACGCACACCUGUGACCAGGCACCAGGUCUUCAUGGACAGAGGGGCCCUGGGGAUCCUGGCCGGACCUCCAUGCCUGCUUAUGCCCCCAAGUAGGCCCGGAGCCCUCUCCUCCCGGCCCAGGAGUGACGGCACUGUCUGCCUGGGCUGCAGUGCUGAGCCCCAGGCACCUUGCUGCCAGCCAUGGACACCUGCUGGCGCUUCCUCCCCCAGGUCUGGCCGGGGGGGACGAAGUCCCAGAGGCCACAGUGUGCACCUGCAGCCUCCUUUUUCUUCUCACCUGGCCGGGCACACCCCUCCCCCUUGCUGCUGUUCCCAUGGGGAAGGGGCCGGGCACACACACGCUGAGCCAGGGACAAAGCACGGAGCAGCUGUGUGGGAACAGCAGGCAAGGGGCAGACUGGGGGCCUUGGGCCAGGUGUCCCAACAUCCUGUGCACCUGACCCCCAGUCCAGCCGCCCACCAGCACCAACCCCGCCUUGCAGAUAGGAAACCGAGGCCCAAGGGGACGCAAUGCAGUUGCUAGGUCCCAGGGGGUGGCAGCAGGGGGAGCUGGCAUGGGGUGGGCCUGGCCAGCUACCGGCCCUGUCUGAACAGGGCAGCCUGGCCCAGGGAAAGUCCACAGGGAGACGGGGGUCUCUAGCUUGCCCUUCCCCCUGGGGUCUGGGCAGCCAGUGCAGCUCUGAGCACAUCUCGGGGAGGGUCGGCCACAGCUGGGCAGGGCCCGGAAGCUGGACGCUGCCCACCACAUCCCGUGCAAGCCUCAUCAGCAAAGCGGCAUGGGCCACAUGUGGGGGCCCUCACUGGGGAGACAGGCAGGUGGGGCCCCCAAACGCAUCCUCUCGUUCAGCUACACAAGUGCCCCCAACACCGUCCUCCACAGCCAAAGCCAGGGGCUGCCAGGAGUCAGGGACCGGGGGUGGAGGGAGGGCCCCGGCACAGGCCCGUCCGCCCUUCCUGGAGGCUGCUGACCCCUGGCCUCGGGCCUGGCAGUCACCGUCCCUCGCCACGCCGACGCCCUGCCCUCGGUUCCAGCUCUCAGCAGUCAUCAGACCCAGGACAGCCCUGGGCAAGAUGGCCACAAUGGCUAGGGUCGGUCCAGGCCAAAGCCAGGAGCCUAGAACUCCAUCAGCGUCUCCCACAUGGGUGGCAGGGCCCCAAGCGCUUGCACCGCCCUCCGCUGCCUUCCCAGGCGGAUCAGCAGGGAGCUGGGUUGGAGUGGAGCAGCCGGGACUCCACCUGACACUCACAUGGGUUUUGGUGUCAGGCAGAGGCUUAACCCCCUGCACAGCGCCAGCCCCUCCAAAGUAUUCUUUUCAACCGAAUCUCGGCCUGGCUAAGCCCGCACGCCUGGAGAGGCGGUCUUUGCUCCACCACGGGGCUCACGUGGGAGCUGAAAGCAGGCAGACGACACAAGUACUCGCAGGAAGAGGCCGGAAACAGAAAAGAGAAGUUGGUGCCACCACGGAAUGCACUGAGUGCCGACAAACGGCUGACCGAAGUGGACCUGGCCGUGCAGGCACCAGAGCUGGACCGGAGGUUGCCGGGGCCCCAGGUGGGGCCGAACCCGAGCCCUCCUCACGGCUCUGCCAAGGGGCGGGGCACAGGUGCCGCAACAGCACUCUGUAACUCUAGACUCCUCUCCAGGAAGUUUCCAGAACCAGGUCCAAGUUUCUUCCCCUUUCUAUAGAAAGGUCAAUUCCUGUGUCAGACCACAGCCCUGCCCCCAGCCCUGCCAAGGGGACAGAGACCCACCCAUUCCUGCCUCCAGCUGCAGCAAGGAGCCCACCCGCCACGCACCGCCGGCCUGGCACUACAGGGACCCCUCCCCCGUCACACACAUCA
Molecule: messenger RNA, 1860 nt
Organism: Lepus europaeus (European hare)
Lineage: Eukaryota; Metazoa; Chordata; Mammalia; Lagomorpha; Leporidae
Product: gametogenetin-like
Exons: 2
Coding region: 529-1644 (371 amino acids)
Source: RefSeq, a predicted model, not a curated record